This is a messenger RNA of Trypanosoma cruzi, 316 nucleotides long. RefSeq names its product protein kinase, putative. The transcript has a single exon. Gene Ontology annotation, biological process: protein phosphorylation. Lineage: Eukaryota; Euglenozoa; Kinetoplastea; Trypanosomatida; Trypanosomatidae. The record is from RefSeq and is a predicted model, not a curated record. Gene Ontology annotation, molecular function: protein kinase activity; ATP binding. The annotation marks the transcript as partial.
AUGGAGAACUACAUUCAAAUACGUGUGUUGGGCAAAGGGAGCUUUGGCUCCGCCUGGCUCGUGCAACGGCGUAGUGACAAGGCGCAAUUUGUUGCGAAGGAAGUGCGACUGGGUGGCAUGAAACCGGCGGAGCGGGAGAGCGCAAAGCACGAGAUUGAAGUGCUGCGAACCCUAAAUCACCCCAACAUCACCCGUUAUGUGGACCAUUAUGAAAAAAACGGCUCACUUUACAUUGUGAUGGAGUACGCCAACGGGGGCGAUCUUUACACAAAAAUUAGGUCCCGCAAGGGAAUGCGUUUUAGGGAAAAGGGGAUUU